Messenger RNA from Scedosporium apiospermum, 1803 nucleotides. Its product is annotated as Cral trio domain protein. Bases 1 to 1803 code for a protein of 600 amino acids. The transcript has 4 exons. NCBI's taxonomy places the organism in Eukaryota, Fungi, Ascomycota, Sordariomycetes, Microascales, Microascaceae. The record is from RefSeq and is a predicted model, not a curated record.
AUGCGGAGCCAUGCUUCUUUGAAAUACAGAAGCAUAGCAUUGCAGCUCACCAUCCACACGAGCACACGAACCUGCGGCUACACCUCGCCUCUCUCCAGCAUUUGCGGAAGGCUUCAUCAUAACUUGUGGAACCGGCGCGUCGACAUAGCACCCGUCGCAUCAUCCUACUCAGUCCUAGCCACGCAUUCGCGCGCAUUUAGUUCUGAUUCCCAACUAUUCCAGCACUUCCGACGUGGCCGCACAUCUCCCCCACUGGCCUCCGUCCCCGUGCUCUUCAUCGCCGGUUCACUAGUUCUUGCCCUAUUCUUUUGCGAAUCUGACGCGACGCAGGGAGCAGGCGACCUGCCCCAGCCGCGCUAUAUGGCGCAGCCGCAGACCUCAGCUAUGGCUGCAGAUAUUCUUCCCGGACGACCCGGAAACCUCACGCAAGAUCAGGAGGACAACUUGCGCAGGCUGUGGACUUCGGUUUUGCAUAUCUGCCGCGGGGGCGAAGACAACCCUAGCGGUGUAAUGAGCAGCACUGAUGUUAACUCGGACAGCCUCCAGCGUCGUUCAGAGAAGGUGAGGAAGAAAAGAAGCACUUUCUUCGGCAGGCUCGGCAAUGCAACAUCCAAGGCAGACACAACCGGCUCGGUCACCUCUGGCAAUGCCUCAUCCGGGGAAUUUGACGCCGAUGACAAGUAUGGCCAAAAUAAACAAUUCGUGGAGACCCUAGCCCGCCAAUCUCCAGAAUCCAUUCGCCAAACGAUUUGGAGUAUGGUCAAGCACGACAACCCCGAUGCUCUUCUCCUAAGGUUUCUCAGAGCGAGAAAGUGGGAUGUGGAGAAAGCAUUGGUCAUGCUGAUAUCUACGAUGAAUUGGAGGGCGACAGAGAUGCAUGUUGACGACGACAUUAUGAGGUGCGGUGAGGGAGCCGCUGCAGAGGCCGAAAAGGGCGAAAACGAAUCCGCCAAGAACCUCGGCCAUGAUUUCUUGGCCCAAAUCCGCAUGGGAAAGAGCUUUUUGCACGGCUCGGAUAAGGCUGGUCGGCCUAUCUGUUUCGUCAGAGUCCGGCUUCAUCGCCAGGGCGAGCACUCCGAGGAAGCUCUCGAAAGGUAUACAGUCUAUAUCAUAGAGACUGCCCGGAUGCUUCUCAAGCCGCCUAUUGACACUGCGGUGCAGACCGUCUUGUUCGAUAUGACUGGCUUUUCGAUGGCGAACAUGGACUAUGCCCCAGUCAAGUUUAUGAUCAAAUGUUUCGAAGCCAACUACCCCGAGUCACUUGGCACGGUACUUGUAUACAAGGCCCCAUGGAUUUUCCAAGGAAUAUGGAGAAUCAUUCGAGGUUGGCUGGAUCCCGUGGUAGCGAGUAAGGUCCAUUUCGUCAAUAAUGCGGACGAAAUGGCAGAAUACGUGGAUUUGGACCGCCUUCCCAAGGAAGUUGACGGCAAAGAAGAUUGGGAGUAUCGAUACUUUGAGCCUAUCGAAGGGGAGAAUACACGCAUGGCGGAUGCCGUCUCGAGAGAUCGUCUUUUGAAGGCUAGAUGGCGACUGAUUGAGCAAUAUGAGCAGGCAACUCUUAAUUGGGUGCAAAGCGACGACGCAGAAGCCGCCGCCAACUACAAGGCUACGCGGGCCGCCACGGCAGAGAAGCUCAGGGUGAACUAUUGGGAAUUAGAUCCAUAUCUGAGAGCCCGUUCCCUAUAUGACCGCCUCGGAAUGAUCAGACCCGGAGGAGUGGUGGAUCUUUUCCCCAGUGAAUCGGCCAUCGCAGUCAACACAGUCAACACAACUGGUGAAACAUCUCCUGACGAUGUGGAUUGA